Penicillium nucicola is the source of this 2118-nucleotide messenger RNA. Its product is annotated as transient receptor potential ion channel family protein. Bases 1 to 2118 code for a protein of 705 amino acids. The record is from RefSeq and is a predicted model, not a curated record. Gene Ontology annotation, biological process: fungal-type cell wall biogenesis; transmembrane transport. The transcript has 2 exons. Lineage: Eukaryota; Fungi; Ascomycota; Eurotiomycetes; Eurotiales; Aspergillaceae.
AUGCGGAACAUCAUUUGGGCCCUACUGGGCUUGGCCGUGGUGCCCCAGGCGCUCGCAGGCGAUACCCUGUCCACCAACGGGUUCGACCUGUGUAUGACCGAUUCCACCAUCAAAGUCCAGAAAUUGGACGUCUCCUACUCUCGCUCCUCGCAAGUCUUGACCUUUGACGUGGCUGGUACCAGCGCCAAAGAACAAUACGUGACUGCGACCUUGUCCGUCACUGCCUACGGGAACAACAUCUACAGCAAAGAAUUUGACCCUUGCGGCACGGAAAUCCAUGUUUCCCAGCUCUGCCCGGUCCCUAAGCAGGGAUUCCAGGCUCAGGGAUCGUAUCAGGUUCCAUCCGAAUAUGCAAGCCAGAUCCCGGCUAUCGCAUUCCAAAUGCCCGACUUGGAUGGUCAAGCCAAGUUGGUGCUCACUUCGAACGACAGUUCCAAUGUGGCUUGUGUCGAGUCCACCUUGUCCAACGGUCACACUACCAGCGUCAAGGCCGUCACCUACGUUUCCGCUGGUAUCGCAGCUGGCGCUCUAGCGCUGACUGGAAUCUCUGCCAUUGGAUCUGCUGGAGCUGCUGGAGCACCGUCUGCCAGUCCUGGGUUCGGUGAUGUAAUGGGCUGGUUCCAUUCCAUGGCCACCAACGGCAUGCUCAGUGUUAGCUACCCGACUGUGUACACCAGCUUCUCGAAGAAUUUUAUGUGGAGUACUGGUCUGAUCCCCUGGUCUGGUAUGCAAAACUCUAUUGACAGCUUUCGGAAAUCGACUGGCGGUAAUUUGACCGAGGAGAGCUAUGUCUUCCUGAAUAACGCUUCUCUGACAAGCAGCAGUUCGUCGAGCAAUACCACGAAACGUAGCUUGGAAUAUGCGAUUCAUUUCGGUGAAUUUGUCGCUCGCUCCGUUGACACAUCAUCUGAUGCCAGUGUCUCAAACAGCUCUUCCAGCGACGAUACCAGCUCGACGAUCAGCAGUUUGAAAAAGCUCUCCGAAGAACUCAUGAUACCUUCUGCCAAUAUCUUCAUGACUGUUCUUCUCAUAUUCGCCAUUGUUGUUGCUGUUGUCAUCGUCGGCAUCCUUCUGGUCAAGGUCAUUCUCGAACUAUGGGCGCUGUACGGCAGCUUCCCCAACAAACUUACUGACUUCCGCAAAGACUACUGGGGCAUAAUGGCGCGUACAAUCACCAACAUGAUUCUUGUGCUCUACAGCAUCUGGGUGUUAUACUGUGUCUACCAACUACGAAACGGUGACUCAUGGGCAGCAAAACUGCUAGCAGCUAUCACCCUCGCUGUCUUUACCUCCGUCCUUCUAUUUUUCGCUAUUCGCAUCGUCUACAUGGCUCGCAAAUACAAGAAGGCCGAGGGCGACACUGACAGUCUGUACGAAAACAAGGAGACCUGGAAGAAGUACAGUUUGUUCUACGAUAACUACAAGAAAGAUUUCUGGUGGAUUUUCAUCCCAAUCAUCUUCUACGCCUUGGCAAAGGGCUGCAUCAUCGCUGGAGCAGAAGGUCACGGCCUAGUCCAAAGUGCAGGCCAAUUGGUCUGUGAAGCCAUCCUUUUGAUCAUCCUGGUCUGGAACCGCCCCUACGCGACCAAGUCCUCCAUGGGAAUCAACAUUGCCGUCCAGGUCGUCCGUGUUCUAUCCAUUUGUUGUGUCCUUGUCUUCGUUGAGGAGCUUGGUCUUUCUCAGACCACCAAGACCGUCACCGGCAUUGUCCUCAUCGUCGUGCAGUCUACCCUUACUGCCGUCCUUGCCAUCCUCAUUGCGGUCAACGCAGUCAUCACCUGCUGCCGCGAGAACCCUCACGCCCGACGCAGAAGAGAAGCUGAAAAAGCAAACCGCGACCUCGACGAUCUUACCCCCUUGGACGCCCGAGAAUCUCUCCUCAUGGAGCACCCCAAGCGCAAGGACUAUGCCGAGAUGAGCGACUUCAACUUCAAUGCCCCAUAUGCACCCUACCACGAUGCACCCCGCCGAACAAGGUCCAACAGCAGCCACGAUGGCUUGGUCAGAAACGACUACGGUGUAUCACAUGGUCGCAGAUCAAGCCGUGAUAGCAGCCAAUCGCGCAGCUCUAUCGAAGGCCGCCAUCCCACUAAGCCUGGUUAUGGUAUGGCGUAUUAA